Molecule: messenger RNA, 408 nt
Organism: Rotaria socialis
Lineage: Eukaryota; Metazoa; Rotifera; Eurotatoria; Philodinida; Philodinidae
Source: the annotation of a GenBank genome assembly
AUGAAUAACGUCAAAACUGUGGUUUACAUUAUGACUGUCGUAGUAUUUUUGACUGUACAUUGCAAUGCACGAAUAGGGAAAGAAUCUCACAAAUCUGUCAAUAAACGUGCUUGCGGUCGUCCUGGUGAUGUUUGUACCAGCACGACUGAUUGUUGCGGUCAUGAUGAUCCUGAAAGUGGCCAUUGUGUUCUGUGUACUGGUAUCUUUGUUGGUCUUUUUGGUAUUGGCCGUCGUACGUGUGGUUGUAGUACUCGUUCCGUUGCUGUUGAUCUUGCUACACAUAAAAUUGUGACUGAUGUUUGCGAUGGUCGCGAUCGGUCUGGUAGUCGUGUUUGUCGUACACGUAUUGCUCCUCCUGGUGAUUCUUAUUAUCGUGGUGAUGAUUACUAUAAUAGUCGAGGGAAAUAA